CAGCCGCCUCAGCCAGCACUGCAGAGCCCCGGCACACCCUGGAAGACCAGGAAAUACAGCCCGGGCGUGCAGGGACUACAUGAAGAAAUAAUUGACUUCUAUGACUUCAUGUCCCCUCGUCCUGAAGAAGCAGCUAUGAGAAGAGAAGUGGUGAAACGAAUAGAAACGGUCAUCAAAGAUCUUUGGCCUACAGCUGAUGUCCAGAUAUUUGGCAGCUUUAGUACAGGGCUUUAUCUUCCAACUAGUGAUAUUGAUCUAGUUGUUUUUGGGAAAUGGGAGCGACCCCCUUUACAGCUGCUGGAGCAAGCACUAAGAAAACACAACGUGGCUGAGCCGUAUUCCAUUAAAGUACUUGAUAAAGCUACGGUACCAAUAAUAAAACUUACUGACCAGGAGACAGAAGUGAAAGUUGACAUCAGUUUUAAUGUAGAAACUGGUGUGAAGGCAGCUCGAUUUAUCAAGGAAUACAUGAAGAAAUAUUCCUUGCUGCCUUACUUGAUUUUAGUAUUAAAACAGUUCCUUCUUCAGAGGGACUUGAAUGAAGUUUUUACUGGUGGAAUUAGCUCUUACAGCCUAAUUUUAAUGGCAAUUAGUUUCCUGCAGCUGCAUCCAAGAAUUGAUGCCAGAAGAGCUGAUGAAAACCUUGGAAUGCUUCUGAUAGAAUUUUUUGAACUCUAUGGAAGGAAUUUUAACUACUUGAAAACUGGUAUUAGAAUAAAAAAUGGAGGUGCCUAUAUUGCCAAAGAAGAAAUCAUGAAAGUCAUGACUAAUGGGUACAGACCAUCCAUGCUAUGUAUUGAAGAUCCUCUCCUGCCUGGAAACGACGUUGGCAGAAGUUCUUACGGUGCCAUGCAAGUGAAACAAGUUUUUGAUUAUGCCUACAUUGUUCUUAGCCAUGCAGUAUCACCACUUGCAAGAUCAUAUCCAAAUAGAGAUUCUGAGAGCACAUUAGGUAGAAUCAUCAAAGUGACCCAAGAAGUGAUUGACUACAGGGCCUGGAUUAAAAAGAAGUGGGGGAGCAAAAUUAAUCUAUCACCUGAACUUGACAAUAGGUUGAAAAUAAGAGACCAGAUAGCUCCGUGCAAUGGAGAACAGCAACAGAACAGAGACUCUGAACCAUCUUACAACCAACGCUUGGCUUUGUCAUUGGCUAGUACACAACAGUUAUCCUCUGGCUCAUCUGCCUCUUCUGUAUCAUCACUCUCCGGCAGUGACAUUGAUUCUGAUACACCACCUUGCACAGCUCCUAAUGUUUACCAGUUCAGUCUGCAAGCACCGACUCAGCUUAUGGCCAGUUUACCACCCGCAUUGCCUAUGCCAAGUGGUAAACCCCAAUCUGCGCCUACGAGAACCUUGAUAAUGGCCGCCAGUAAUCAGCAGCACAGUGGAAUGAAGUUUUCCAUGAAAGGAACUCAUAACCAAGGCAACAGCUACAGCCCCGUCAGCAGUGGAGGCAUGAGGCAACCAGUUGGUAAUCGAGGACACCACCAGUACAAUCGUAAUAUGUGGAGAAGAAAAAAACACAGAGACAGUUUGCCUAUUAGUCUGAGCAGAUAA
Molecule: messenger RNA, 1557 nt
Organism: Charadrius vociferus (killdeer)
Lineage: Eukaryota; Metazoa; Chordata; Aves; Charadriiformes; Charadriidae
Gene: TENT4A
Product: PAP associated domain containing 7
Exons: 12
Coding region: 109-1557 (482 amino acids)
Biological process (GO): RNA 3'-end processing
Cellular component (GO): nucleolus; TRAMP complex
Molecular function (GO): mRNA binding; poly(A) RNA polymerase activity
Source: RefSeq, a predicted model, not a curated record